Messenger RNA from Aspergillus pseudonomiae, 1885 nucleotides. RefSeq lists its product as uncharacterized. The record is from RefSeq and is a predicted model, not a curated record. Gene Ontology annotation, molecular function: protein-macromolecule adaptor activity; ubiquitin protein ligase binding. Gene Ontology annotation, cellular component: plasma membrane; cytoplasm; cytosol. NCBI's taxonomy places the organism in Eukaryota, Fungi, Ascomycota, Eurotiomycetes, Eurotiales, Aspergillaceae. The transcript has a single exon. The coding region runs from base 143 to 1420 and encodes 425 amino acids. Gene Ontology annotation, biological process: ubiquitin-dependent endocytosis.
GGAAUAUACCUCGUAAGCCCUAGUCUGCAUAGGGUAUAGAGCAACCCCGUGAUCAUCCCACUCCUUUUGAUUGCAGCGUUCUUUGUUUUCGUGAGAUUGUCCACAUCACUCCCGGCUGUAGUCUCUUUCGCGCGUGGCCAUCAUGCUCACGAUUCAGCUGGAAAACCAAUUGGCCUGCUAUUCAGGACAUGAACACCUUCGUGGUUGUGUCGUCUAUCAUUGCCCGAACCCGAUCGACAUCCAAGAAGUUCGGGUGAGCUUCUACGGCCGCGCCAAGGCAAAAGUGCAGAAGAUCAAGGGCGCGACCGCCACCUUUCGAAGCAAGAGCAUUCUGUUCCAUGAAGAAAAGACUCUAGCCACCCCUAAUGGCGGCCAGCUGGCCCGGAAUACGUACGAAUGGCCGUUCGAGUUUACAUUCCCGUCGCAGGUGGAAUCACCCUCAAAGUGGCCCGAAAAGGCCCCUUUCCGCAGCGAUGAACACCACCCGCUGCCUCCAUCUUUUGCGGUGGAUGUAGGUGAUUCACAGCGGAAGUUACACUGCGUCAUCGAAUAUCGCAUCGAGGUUCAAAUGUUCAAACCGCAGAAGACCUUUCUGUCGAAGAAAGCGCCGUUAUAUACAGAGGCGCUGCGCGUCAACUUUUUGCCAUUGGCAGCACAGUGGGAACCAACAGAUCAUGCGGAUAAACUAAGUCGAAAGCACAAGGAUGAGGUGUUCACCGUGCGCAGCCUCCUCCUCCUGCCGGAAAAUCGGGGACGGAGUCUCAAGGUCGGAGAGAAGUUCCAAUCUUGGCUGUCAAAGAAGCAACUCCCUCAAUUUGACUUCAAAGCGUCUUUCAUAUAUUCCACCCGGGUACUGCAGGGCUCACCAGUUGCAUGUUUGUUAGAUGUCGUCCCGUGUACGGACGGCUCGUCCAUGCCAUUUCCAGGCAUCACGCUGCAAUCUGUAUCGGUUGCAGUAAUGAGUCGAACUUCCGCACGUGCUUCUCAGUCACUGAGGGGCUCAAUAACCGGUGAGGUGGAUGAUCGAUUGGAAAUCCUAUCGAAAACCUCACUCGGCAUGCCUGUUUUGGGGCCGCUCGAUUUGAACGAGACAUUCGGACCGCUCAUAUUCAGGCAUUCAGACGUAUCUUUCAGCACGUUCACCAUCAGCCGGUCCUACCGACUAUGCGCGUCAUUCACGUUUGAGUGCGUGGGAAAGACUUUUGAGUUCAAUGCGAAUGACCUCGAGUUCUUCAUCGUCUCAGAUGUCGUCAGUCCCACGGUACAAAUGACACCGAUGGAGCAAGGCACUGCUAUUACCGGGGUUUUCGAGCUUGCGGACACCACUUCUCGGCGUUCAUCAUCGGAUGAAUAUGAUGAUUCUCCUCCCUCAUACUCGAUGGCGGCUCCGGAUUCAGAGAAACCACCGACGAAGAACUAGUACCGUAUCGAUGCUACUUUCGGAACACUGUUCAACGGGGUGUCUGUGUAAUGGUUAUGGAUUCGCUGGCUCUGUUGAAGUAACUGUCAACUUUUUGGAGGUUGUUAGACAUGGCGCAUCGAUACACUGCAUAGUACAAUAAUACAGGAAUUAUAGCUCUUUGAUCUCACUGUUCCUUCUUCCGCGGCACGGCGAUGGUACAGCAGUGAUCUUUGUUGCACAAGGUAAGCUCUGUGUACUAGCUUGCUUCGACGAGGAGCAGAGCGGUGCUUAGGCUAAACAACACCUCUCUAAAUCUUGCCAAGCUUGGGAUUUGCCGAACAACUGCCGAGGUCCCUGGCGAAGAUCCUUAAUUUCCCUGAACCCUCAGACGAGUGGGCCCAAUUAAGGUUGCAGCCGAGUCUGGAUUCUUCAGACCGUGAAGGAUUACCCGGAUGAAGCUUACCAUUCAUAGCUGUGAUGAGC